Messenger RNA from Lottia gigantea (owl limpet), 1536 nucleotides. RefSeq lists its product as hypothetical. The record is from RefSeq and is a predicted model, not a curated record. The transcript has 4 exons. Lineage: Eukaryota; Metazoa; Mollusca; Gastropoda; Lottiidae. Bases 1 to 1536 code for a protein of 511 amino acids.
AUGGCGGCGACAAAAGCUCGAUCUCGAUUUAAGAAUGCUGUAUACAGAGUAGUAAGAAGUGAAUACCAAUUAGAGAGAAGACUCGAACUCAUCAACGCCUUUAUCAACCAUAACCUACGAGAAGAAUUGUAUCUGGCUAGUGGGGUAGGGGAGAAAGACAAACCCAUGUGGAAGGUGAUUGAGACGAAUAUGUUAUUACAAGAACAUGCGGUAAAUUUAGAGGAAAAUCGGUUACUAUGGAAACAAUGGAACCGUGGAAACCAAACAGAAGGAAAACCCUGCAGUAAAAAUCCCGUACCUCAUGUUUGUAUCUGUGAUCAAAAUAUUGUGCCUAAAAGUAAAAGAAAGAAGAAGAAGGGAAGAGGAACUGGGCUACCAGCGUGGUACAAGAGAGAUAAGGAGACGACUGACGAGGAUAGAUACUGUUGCUGUUGUUGUAAGUCACGUGACAGAACUGCGACACCUGUGCCCAUAGUUGAAGUCAAGCACGACGACACGUCCUCCGAUCAUUCCGAGUCGCUAGUCUCGUCUGCUACCAGUUCUAACACAAACUCGUUUGUGAACUCGAAAAGUACCACUGUUUCAAAACCCGGAAGUGUUGGUUCUAAAGCCGGAAGUACUGUUUCGAAAAGCGGAAAUGUUGGUUUGAAAACUGAAAAGGUUGUUAAGAACUGGUUAAAGAACAAUGGUUCUAAUCUGAAAACAAGAAAUGCUGUUUCUAAAACCGGAAGUGAACGAUCUGUUGCUAGUGCCAACAAAAGUUUAGGGAUCACCAAUGAUAGAAACUCGAGACAAAGUUCAGACGUCAGUGCGAAACAGAGUACUAUUGUUGGUUUGAACAACAAUGGAAAAAUUGCUCCAAAAUCACCAUCAUUGAAGCCUCCGGGUACAAUCAGUGUAAAGUCUGUUGAAGAUGACCAGAUUAACCAAUCCAAAUCCAUGGUGGCGGAAGAUAAACAGACAAAUAAACCUAGGAACUUAUUAUUAGACGUCCCAGAGUACCAUACUAGUACAAUAUCAAUGUCAGGUCCCCAUACGGCUACGACAAAUGAAUCUGUUUCUGGUGACACAUCAGCAGAAGUUACAACGGUUGACGUAGCAGUAAACACAAUUCUGUCCUAUCCCGAACCCAAACCACCAGUAGAUGACAUCUUCUCAAGAAUAAAGAAAAAGCCUGUCGAAUCACAAUCUCCAAAAUCCAUGGUUCGUAAAAACGACUCGCUGAAGCCCGGUAAUACCUUGAAGAUCUACAAGAUGGCGAAUCGGGAUAUUCAGAAGAAACUGGCCCAACAAAAAGCAGCUCGCGAGGAGACAGAAAAAGCCGUCUUGGGCUUAACUUCUCAGAAUGAUUUGGGUGAUACAGAAAAGGAGGAAUCUCCCAAGGAAAAUAACAUUGAAUCAGAAACGAAGACGGAUGACGAAGUUGAAAGUGAUGUAGAAAAUGCGAGCAUCACAGAUCGAGAAACAGAAUCUGACGUCAACUUCGAUGUCCCAAAAGGGACAGAAAAGAAAUCCUCCACGUGUCGAAUUAUGUGA